Messenger RNA from Panthera uncia (snow leopard), 10712 nucleotides. RefSeq names its product ST3 beta-galactoside alpha-2,3-sialyltransferase 4 (gene ST3GAL4). The transcript has 11 exons. Gene Ontology annotation, biological process: glycolipid biosynthetic process. The record is from RefSeq and is a predicted model, not a curated record. Gene Ontology annotation, molecular function: sialyltransferase activity. The coding region runs from base 3425 to 4495 and encodes 356 amino acids. Lineage: Eukaryota; Metazoa; Chordata; Mammalia; Carnivora; Felidae.
AGCUUCCAUACAAUACCUAGUGCUCAUCCCAACCAGUGCCCUCCUCCCUUCCCAUCACCCACUUUCCCCUCUCCCCCACGCCCCAUCAACCCUCAGUUUGUUUUCUGUAUUUAAGGGUGUCUUAUGGUUUGCCUCCCUCUCUCUCUAUUUGUAACUGUUUUUUUCCUCCCCUUCCCUUCCCCCAUGGUCUUCUGUUAAGUUUCUCAAGAUCCACAUAUGAGUGAAAACAUAUGAUAUCUGUCUUUCUCUGACUGACUUAGCCUAAUACCCUCCAGUUCCAUCCACAUUGCUGCAGAUGGCAUGAUUUCAUUCUUUUCUCAUUGCCAAGUAGUAUUCCAUUGUAUACAUAAACCACAUCUUCUUUAUCCAUUCGUCAGUUGUUGGACAUUUAGGAACUUUCCGUAAUUUGCCAAUUGUUGAAAGCGCCGCUGUAAACACUGGGGUACAAGUGCCCCUAUGCGUCAGCACUCCUGUAUCCCUUGGGUAAAUUCCUAGCAGUGCUAUUGCUGGGUCAUAGGGUAGAUCUAUUUUUAAUUUUUUGAGGAACCUUCACACUGUUUUCCAGAGCGGCUGCACCAGUUUGCAUUCCCAUCAACAGUGCACGAGGGUUCCCGUUUCUCCACAUCCUCUCCAGCGUUACAGUCUCCUGAUUUGUUCAUUUUAGCCACUCUGACCGGUGUGAGGUGGUAUCUCAGUGUGGCUUUGAUUUGUAUUUCCCUGAUGAUGAGGGACGUUGAGCAUCGUUUCAUGCGUCGGUUGGCCAUCUGGAUGUCUUCUUUGGAAAAGUGUCUAUUCAUGUCUUCUGCCCAUUUCUUCACUGGAUUAUUUGUUUUUCGGGUGUGGAGUUUGGUGAGUUCUUUAACAGAUUUUAGAUACUAGCCCUUUACCAGAUAUGUCAUUUGCAAGUAUCUUUUCCCAUUCCAUAAGUUGCCUUUUAGUUUUGUUGAUUGUUUCCUUUGUAGUGCAGAAGCUUUUUAUCUUGAUGAGGUCCCAGUAGUUCAUUUUUGCUUUUAAUUCCCUUGCCUUUGGAGAUGUGUCAAGUAAGAAAUUGCUGCAGCUGAGGUCAAAGAGGUUGCUGCCUGCUUUCUCCUCUCGGGUUUUGAUGGUUUCCUGUCUCACAUUCAGGUCUUUCAUCCAUUUUGAGUUUAUUUUUGUGUAUGGUGUAAGAAAGUGGUCUAGUUUCAUUUUUCUGCAUGUUACUGUCCAGUUCUCCCAGCACCAUUUGCUAAAAAGACUGUCUUUUUUCCAUUGGAUACUCUUUCCUGCUUUGUCAAAGAUUAGUUGGCCAUACAUUUGUGGGUCCAAUUCUGGGUUCUGUAUUCUAUUCCGUUGGUCUAUUUGUCUGUUUUGUGCCAAUACCAUACUGUCUUGAUGAUUACAGCUUUGUAGUAGAGGCUAAAGUCUGGGAUUGUGAUGCCUCCUGCUUUGGUUUCUUUUUCAGUAUCACUUUGGCUCUUCGUGGUCUUUUGUGGUUCCAUACAGAUUUUAGGAUUGUUUGCUCUAUCUUUGAGAAGAAUGCAGGUGCAAUUUUGCUUGGCUGCGGGUUAGAAUCACCUGAAAUGCUUGCACAAAUUCCAGUGCUGGGCCAGUCACAUUAAGUGAGAAUUCCUAGGUGUGGGACCCAGAUACUCUUAAUUAUACUUUACUUUAAAAAUUAUUUAGCACCCCAGGUGAUUUUCCUGUUCAGCCAAGAUCAAAAACACCCAGUUUAACUAGUGUUUCUUAAACUUGAAUGUACCUCUCAUUGAUCAGGAGAUCUUAUUCAAAUGCAGAUUUUGUAGGUGUGGAGGGGCCUGAGAUUAUGCAUUAAAAUUUUUUUUUUGAUGUUUAUUUAUUUUAUACUUUUUAAAUGUUUGUUUACUUUUGAGAGAGAGAACGUCAGCAGGUGAGGGGCAGAGAGAGAGAGGGAGACACAGAAUCUGAAGCAGGCUCCAGGCUCUGAGCUGUUAGCACAGAGCCCGACACGGGGCUUGAACCCACCAACUGUGAGAUCAUGGCCUGAGCCGAAGUUGGAUGCUCAACCGACCCAGCCACCCAGGUGCCCCGAGAUUAAUAUAUUUCUGAUAUGGUCCCUAGCGAUGCCCAUGCUGCUGACCUGAUAAGUAUAUUUUGAGCUGCAAGCAUCUACUAAGCUAACUUCCCAGUUUUAUAACCAAAGAAACCGAGGGUCAGAGAGGGAGAUGUGACUCCCCCAAGGUAACCCAAGGUGUUACUUACUCAUUCAGUACUUCCUGAGCACUGGUUCUGUGCCAGGCAGUGUGCUGGAUGUUGGGAAUAAGACUGACCUCAUUGCUACCCUCACAGAGCUCAUAUUCCAGUGCGGGAGACAGACAGAAAGUAAGUAUCUAAGCUCAUUACAGAUCAGGAGAAGUGCUCUGGAAGGUGCUAGGGAAGGUAUGACUUGGCUGUGGCUGUAGGUAGGUAUGGAAGAAGGCAUGUCACUUUCGGGAUAGUGGUCAGGGAAGUUACUAGAACCAUGGCUUUCACUGGUGUCUUUUUUUUUUUUUUUAAGUUUAUUUAUUUAUUUUGAGAGAGAGAGAGAGAGAGCAAGUGCACAAGUGCAUGAGCAGGGGAGGGGCAGAGAGAGAGGGAGGAGAGAAUCCCAAGCAGGCUCCACACUGUCAGUGCAGACCCCUACACGGGACUCAGUCUCAUGAACUGUGAGAUCAUGACCUGAGCCAAAACCAAGAGUCAGGUGCUUAGCCAACUGAGCUACCCAGGAGUCCCCUUACUGGGUCUUCUAACUACAAAUCCAGAACUUUUCUUUUUUUUUUUUUAUUUUAAUUUUUUAAUGUGUAUUAAUUUUUGAGAGAGAGACAGAGACAGAGCGCAAGCAAGAGAGGGGCAGAGAGAGACGGAGACACAGAAUUGGAAGCAGGCUUCAGGCUCUGAGCUGUCAGCACAGACCCCAGCAUGGGGCUCGAACUCAUGAGCUGUUAAAUCAUGACCUGAGCUGAAGUCAGGUGCUUAACCGACUGAGCCACCAAGGUGCCCCAGAACUUUUCCUUACUGGGCAGGGUCAUCUUCCAUCUGGGGUUUGGGGAUGGGUGCUCAUGACUCUAUGGAGGAUGUCUGUCUCUGGUCCCCAUCCCUCACCCGCCCCUACCCUGCUCUCUCCUCCCCCCUCCAAGACUAAAAUUCUUCCUUGGUGUUUGUGGACUCAGAGUGGAGCCUGGGGGCAAAACAUUAACUUCAUAAUAGGACAGUGUUUGGGAUAAUUGAUUUAUGAUUUGUAACAAAACCCAGCUCUGGUCCUGAAGACAUAAUUUGAGGUUUUCCAGGUCUCUGUGAGAGAGCGCAAACACUAGAGAUUCCCUCCCUUUCCAGGUGGAUCACAAGAAUCACCUGGGCUGCUUGUGAAAAUGCCUGUCCCCGGGUCCCACUCUGGCUGACUCAGCAAUCCCCGGGAGGGGCCCUGGAAUCUAUGUUUUCAGUGGCCCGAGGCAGCCGGGAUGACAGCUCUCCCCAGGAACCCUGCUACCCGCUGAGAAACAUGAUCAGCAAAUCCCGCUUGAAGCUCCUGGCCAUGUUGACGCUGGUCCUGAUCGUCAUGGUGUGGUAUUCCAUCUCCCGAGAAGACAGGUACAUUGAGCUUUUUUAUUUUCCCAGCCCAGAGAAGAAGGAGCCGUGCUUCCAGGGUGAGGCAGAGAGGAAGGCCUCUAAGCUCUUUGGCAACUACUCCCGAGAUCAGCCCAUCUUCCUGCAGCUGAAGGAUUAUUUCUGGGUCAAGACGCCGUCUGCCUAUGAGCUGCCCUAUGGGACCAAGGGGAGCGAGGACCUGCUUCUCCGGGUUCUAGCUAUCACCAGCUACUCCAUUCCAGAGAGCAUCCAGAGUCUUAAAUGUCGCCGCUGCGUGGUGGUGGGGAAUGGGCACCGGCUUCGCAAUAGCUCGCUGGGAGACGCCAUCAACAAGUACGACGUGGUCAUCAGAUUGAACAACGCCCCAGUGGCUGGCUAUGAGGGCGACGUGGGCUCCAAGACCACCAUGCGUCUCUUCUACCCUGAGUCUGCCCACUUCAACCCCAAAGUGGAGAACAAUCCAGACACGCUCCUCGUCCUGGUAGCUUUCAAGGCAAUGGACUUCCACUGGAUUGAGACCAUCCUGAGUGAUAAGAAGAGGGUGCGAAAGGGCUUCUGGAAGCAGCCUCCCCUCAUCUGGGACGUCAACCCCAGACAGGUGCGGAUUCUCAACCCCUUCUUCAUGGAGAUCGCAGCUGACAAACUGCUGAACCUGCCCAUGCAGCAGCCUCGCAAGAUUAAGCAGAAGCCCACCACAGGCCUGCUGGCCAUCACCCUGGCACUCCACCUCUGCGACCUGGUGCACAUCGCUGGCUUUGGCUACCCAGACGCCCACAACAGGAAGCAGACCAUUCACUACUACGAACAGAUCACGCUCAAAUCCAUGGCGGGGUCAGGCCACAACGUCUCCCAAGAGGCCCUGGCCAUCAAGCGGAUGCUGGAGAUUGGAGCAGUCAAGAACCUCACCUUCUUCUGACUUGGGCAGGAGUUAUACCCAACAGUCUGCCCGCUCUGCCACCUGAGCGGCCCCGUCCCUGGCUGUGGGGGUGCCUGGCACCAGCAGGACCUGCCUGGACUCACCGUCCCCUGUGUGGAGAGGGGUCCUGGUACUGGCCAGGUCUAAGAUGAGGCCGUGCCCCGGGCUGCUCUUGUGGAGGCCCGAUCCCGUCAGGGUGGAGGCCCUAGGGUGGUGGGAGGCCGUUCGAGGCAUGGGGUCUGUUGGCUGUGGCAUCCCUUCUCCACCACCACUGGGAGGUUAUUUAAUGGGCUAUUUAAUUAAAAGGUAGGAAUGUGCCAUGGGCUGGUCCCAUGGUAUCUGGAAGAGAGGGCAUAGUACAGUGUUCUGCCCGCUUUUUAUAAAAAACACAAAAGUGCUGGGCCCACCAAAGCCUAGACCCAGAGCAGGCCUCCCAGGAGGGCAGGGAUGUCCGGAGUGGGUGGGUGCCCUCCAGAGAGGGGCUGCUACCUCCCAGCAGGCAUGGGAAGAGCACUGGUAUGGGGGUUCCACGGAGAAUGGGACCUCAUCUAGAAAAGAGGUUUGAAACCUAUCAUUAAACUAUUUUUCCUAAAACGGAAGGAGUUGUGAUACCCUGUGUCCUUCAAGUUGGGGAGAGCAUGGACGGGGCAGUGGAUCACGGCAGGGGGCCCCCUGUCCCAGCAGUAGACAGGGUUGCUAAAGACCGGCAGUGUCUCUGGGACCCCGUGGGACCCAGCGUAGGCCAUGGUCCUUCCGGAAAUGGUUACUGGGUUUGGCGCUCGGUGCCAAGUCAUAUGUUGUCAUCCUGGUGCAGCCAGGCGAGCAGGUGGGGCCCAGAGCAGCCCGUCUCUGGACAGCCAACCUGGCAUCUUGCAUCCUGGUUUAACGUUCCAGAGGUAGGAGGGGGUGGGAGGAUGCCAGAUGGGAGUGGCAGAACCCUCCCCCCACUCCCUGUCUUUCCCUCUCCAGCCUUAAGCUUCUAGAACCUCAUGCUGGGAGGUGUGCGUCUGAGGGCAGGGGUGGAGCCAGACAAAGGAAGCCAAGUUUCCUUUCUCAGAUUAAGUGGGAAUCAUAAAAUGGAGUUUAGAGAAGGUCUUGCCAGUGGCCCAGGCUGCCAGGAUGGGGAUGGGCAGGACUCAGGCAACGUCUGAGGGAUUUGGCAAGGCCCAUCCAGCCAGUUGCCGGGCCAGGGGACAAAAUGCUGUUUUCCCCGAGUCUCUAGAAUUACGAGAGCCCUGCCAUUUGCCUGUAUCUCCCUGCUUUGUUCUCCAUCUUCCCAGGCCCCACUUAGCUGCCAGCUAGGCAUCUUGCCACCCCCACAGCUGUUCCUUUACAUCUGGAGCCAGGAGGGAGAGCUGGAACUCCCCCACAGGGAAUGGGACUCACAGCUGUGUUCCUGGCUUUCUCGGAAAGAGUUGCAGCUUUGAGGUUUUGAGACAGCGAGGCUGGGUCAGGACAGAUAAAGAGGGGCAGAGAUUUGGGAGAAGCAGAGGCAGAUGACAUACUUCUGGACCGAGUGUCGGAGUAGCCUUGAAAACACCCAACCUCGUGCCACGGAACGGUCCUGAGGACCGUCACUGGCAAUGGAAUCGCCUGGUGUAAUUGCUUGGCUAGCUGCUCUCCCUCCAGGGGAGAGGGGAAUUCUGAAAGCAAAUAGGUCCCAGCAUCUGCAGCCGCAAGCCCCCUCCCCUCUCUACAGGGGCAGGCUUUGUCUCCCAGGCUUUGACCUGGCAGGAGACGGGGGACAACCGGCUGACCAGCAGGGGUGUGAACCUGUGCAGGGAUCUUAUCUCUGCUUAUCCCUGAUGCUUCCCCAGCGGCUUCUCGGCUUCUCGUGAGGGUGUGCAAGGGAGUGUCCAUUUCCCCAUCCAGGGCCAUUGAAAGUGGCUGUCAGCACAUAUGAUCCAGCUGUCCUGGACUGGGGCCACUGCCUGUUACUGAACACGCCUAAACUUGAGCCAGAAUCCAGCACACUUGGAUGGGUCAGACCCUGCCCCCGCCUCCCCCGCAACUCCACACACAUGCAUAAAGACACGGGAGCAUUUUACAUUCUUGUUGGGUUAUGCCUCUAAUGCCAUAUGCAGAGUCUUUCACACUGACAUACUGACAAGGGGUGUGUACGGGGAGGGAGCGUAUACACCCAAAUUGGUCACCGUUCCCUCUGGUGGGCUUAGCUCUCUCCAGGAUGCCCCGACCCCAACGCAGAGUGAGUCAGUACUGGCCCAAGGUCAGAGUCAGGAGUGGAGCUUUGAUGUGGAGUCGCUGGACGGGGUUCUUUGGUGUUCUGAGAAAGGGACUGUCAUUCUUCACUUAGCUCAACCAAUGGAAAUGAACUGCCUUCCAGCCUGCCUGGUACUUAUUAAACUGCCCUGAACAUGAGGGGAAGGAUGGAACCGGAGGGGAAAGCACUUGAGUGCAAGUCCACAAACUUGGGACACCAGGCUCUGCCACUUCAUUCUGUACGAUCUUGGGCCAAUCGUUUCUUUUUUCAUUUUUUAAACGUGUAUUUAUAUUUGCACGUGAGAGACAGCGGGAGCGGGAGAGGGGCAGAUAGAGGGAGACACGGAAUCCGAAGCAGGCUCCAGGCUCUGAGCUGUCACCACAGAGCCCGAUGCAGGGCUUGAACCCACGAGCCGGGAGAUCAUGCCCUGAACUAAGUUGGACUCUUAACCAACUGAGCCACCCAGACGCCCCUGGGCCGAUCAUUUCUAUGUCUAUGAUCGGACUCGUAUAUUCAUUGAAAUGAGACGGUGGGCCCAGCCAAUGACCACUUAUGCCAGAAUUAUCUGGAGGGUGAUGUAAAGAAUGGAUUCUUGGGUCGCAUCCAGGCCGCUGGGGAUGAGGCCCAGGAAUCUGGAAUUUUAACAAGCACCCAGAACCACUGCUCCAGCAGUCUAGACUUCAGGAUGAUCUCAUGGCCUCUUUCAACUCUAAGGUCUGCGCGCACAGCCCAUCCUAAUCCCUGGUGUCGAGCUGUGUUAAUUAGACACGCGCGCCUUUCUCCUGCGGGCGGGUGUUCGGGCGCCGGAGCGGCAACUGCGCUCGGCCUGCCCCGCCCCCAGCGGCGGUGGCCGAGGCUGGGGCGCGCAUGCGUCAUGGGCGCGGGCGCGGGGCUGGCCUUGGCGGCUGUGGGAACCGGGUGGGGGUGGCCGCGGCGGAGAGGGGACCUCCCGCAGUCCGCCCCGAGUCCUCUCGGGGCGCCGCCGACCCCAGCGCCCCGCCUCGUCCUUGGCCGGCGCCUCCCUGGCAACCCGCUCAGGCCCCUGGCUACGGCUGCCGGGCUGCAGAGGGAUGACGGGGCGGGCUACGGGGUCCGCGCCCUUCUGUCCCCUUUUGCUCAGGCAGGGCAGACCAGGGCUCCUCUGCCACCCGCUGGGCCUCCUUUGCGUGACCUACGUUGAGUUCAUCGCAGAGGCCGGGGUGAAACAGGCUUGGACAGCAAGGGAGCGGAAGAGAUCUUCAUCCAGUGUAGACUCUAGGACCAGCCCUCCUCCACAGAGGGGGAAACUGAGGCCUGGAGAAGUGAAGGGACGCCCAGCUCGACCACCUAAGUGGGCAAGGCAGAGUUUAGGCCUUUUACGUAGCUCAGGAACCCAUUUAAAUGAUACUCUAUAUUCACAUCACAUGGCAUUGCCUUCAAUUUGGACAGUUCGGGUUUUUAUUUACACUUUCCGAGGACAUAAGUACAUCCAGUUGUUUUACCCCAGAGGCUGUCUAGCUUAUGAAAAAAUUGAGCUUGGAAACAGUUCUGGCUUCGAGGCAGCAAGGUGUAGCACACACAAAAUACGGGGCGGUGGUUGGAUCGUGGGUUCUCCCUGCUGGGUCAUGUAAUGAGCCAAGCACCCCUCUGUCCCUCCAUCUGUAAAAAUGCAUGCCUAUCUCACAAUGAGGUUCUAAGGAUCUAAUGGGAAUAUGGUUGGGAAAACAUUGUGUAGACUGUAAAGUAUGAUAUAAAUAUUAGGUUGGAAAGCUGCCUUGCAUGGUGAAAAAUACCAGAAAGCCUACGAAACAGGUGAGGUACACACAUCUGGAGGGCCAAAUAUUUGCCCAGGUACUGAGUAACAUGGCCGGUUAACAGAAAAGCCUUUGUCUUCAAAUCGCCCACAAGCUAAGUAGGGGAAAGUAAGACAUUGGUGAAAUGACUCAACUGCAGGCUUGGCCUAAUCACACAAUGAACAGUGAGUUCAAAGUGUUCUCUGGUAGUGGUUUUCAAGCUGAAGUCAGUUGCCUUCCGGGUUUUUGGAGAGUGUGGUUUCUUGGGCGACAGGAUCCAUUUUGAUGGUAUGCGGCAUACGACAGGAGGUUCCUAAACUCAGGUUGAGAAGGACAGUGUCAGAGUUGGGACGCUCUCCUCUAGACCCUCUGACCUUUUUGAUGUCUUAAUUAUAGCUUCAGAAAACGAUUUGUUAGUUUUGAGUAUCCCCAUGGUUCUGUACCAGAUGCGGAUCCAGGAAAUCUUUCCAACUUAAAAGUUUAAGGAGGGACGGACGCGUGAGUGUCUGUAGUGAUAGCCUGUUUUCCUGUCCAGUUCCUUCUCGGUGAGUUUACCUCUCUUGUGAGAGAUUUUGGGGAUCCUGUGCCCGAGCAGUGACCCUCGAGUCUCAUUAGGUGUCAGAUUUGGUGUAAUCACUUUGUGUAAAGUGAUUACAGAGAGCUGGGAGCAGGUGGGAGAGACCACCGUCCUGUCUAGGAGGGUUAGCACAGAGGAUCUGACAGAAGUUUUAGGGGGAAAAUGAACUUUUGGGGGUUGAUUUCAGGGUCCCAAGGAAGACCAACAAUGUAAAGCCCACCCACCCCUCAAGAGAGGCAUGGCUUUCUCUCAAGACUGGGAGGGUGGAGCUGGGUGGACGCAAUGAGAGAAGGCUCAGAUGUUGAAAUCACCCCAGGGGAUAGAAGUUGGAAUUACUGAACUAAGCUAUUCCAGAACCAUCUAUCAUUCUGAGGCUUCCUAAAACACUGUUUACAUACAUCACCAACUUUAACACUUAAGGAGUAUCUUCUCUUGCUUAAAAAUGUGUUUCUCUCCUGGGGAAAAAAAACUCACAAGAGUAGAAAUUAGAGUCUGGUAGGGAGAUUCUCUCCAGUUCAGUUCUUUUUUCUCUGUAGAUUUAUGUCCCACUGAUGGAGACCCUGCUUGGCAGGAGAGCUAGAGAAACUUUUAAAUUAAAAGUCAGAGAGGAGGUUUUCAUCCAAAAAUCCCUUCUCCAAUUCAGUAUUUCUCUCAAGUGCAAGUCCAUUACUGUCAUCAAUACGCUGCUUACUCAUUGGGCAGCAGGGCCUUUUAAUUUCCUUACCAAAGGGGUGAAAGUCGUUUCUUUUAAUUUAAUCCCCCUGACAAUGUCUUUGCCUAAUCGAGGGUGACCUUCAAGGGGAUGAAUCCCCAUAUUUAGCUCCUAUCCCGAGUAGCACUUUUCCCCUUGCAUAAUUGGGAACAGAUUUCAGAGAAGCCCCAGUUAAUUAAGACCCAAAUUCUCCCAAAGAAGACCUGUUUCCUGAGACUUCAUUUCCCUUGUCUUUGAACAUUAAUACUUUAGAUUCACUGCACGGAGGACAGUUAUAAGGGAGCAUUAACUGAAUGGUCUCAUAGCAUUCCAAGAUACUUACAAGGGUUGAGAAGCAGUGGAAGCAUCCACUCUCGCCACUGUUAUUCAACAUAGUGAUGGAAGUCCUAGCCUCAGCAGUCAGACAACACAAAGGAAUAAAAGGCAUCCAAAUCGGCAAGGAGGAAGUCGAACUUCCACUCUUCGCAGAUGAAAUGAUAAUCUAUAUGGAAAACCCAAAAGAUUCCACCAAAAAACUGCUAGAACUGAUCCAUGAAUUCAGCUAAGUCACAGCAUAUAAAAUCAAUGUAUUGAAAUUGGUUGCAUUUCUACACACCAAUAAUGAAGCAGCAGAAAGAGAAAUCAAGGAACUGAUCUCAUUUACAAUUGCACCAAAACCCAUAAAAUACCUAGAAAUAAACCUAACCAAAGAGGAAAAAUCUAUACACUGAAAACUGUAGAAAAAUUCUGAAAGAAGUUGAAGAAGACACACACACACACACACACACACAAAAUGAAAAACAUUCCAUGCUCAUGGGGUGAAAGAACAAAUAUUGUUAAAAUGUCGAUACAACCCAAAGCAAUCUACAUAUUCAAUGCAAUCCCUAUCAAAAUAACACCAGCACUCUUCACAGAGCUAGAACAAACAAUCCUAAAAUUUGUGUGGAACCAGAAAA